Aethina tumida (small hive beetle) is the source of this 6287-nucleotide messenger RNA. RefSeq names its product homeobox protein cut (gene cut). The record is from RefSeq and is a predicted model, not a curated record. The transcript is spliced from 8 exons. Bases 691 to 4815 code for a protein of 1374 amino acids. NCBI's taxonomy places the organism in Eukaryota, Metazoa, Arthropoda, Insecta, Coleoptera, Nitidulidae. Gene Ontology annotation, biological process: regulation of DNA-templated transcription. Gene Ontology annotation, molecular function: DNA-binding transcription factor activity, RNA polymerase II-specific; DNA binding.
AGAAACCUCUUCGAUUUUUAACUAAAAAGUAAAUUCACAGGCCUCGAUCCGCACCACACUAUUGGUCCCGCAUUCGCGCACCGUGCGCGACCGAGACGACGGGACAACAACGGGUGCGUGCGAGCGAGACAACGCCAGCGCGAUUGUGUCAAGAUGUUGACAGGGUGCGCCACUUACCAACAAUGGGGGCGGGGCCAGUGCGAGAGCCCGUUCACGCAGACUGAGACGGAGCGUCGGGCUGGCAGAUGCGAGGCGACCGGCCGCUGUGCUCUCAGUGUUGGGACGGCGAUCUCGACGUCAGCACGUGACCGCGUGUGGAGUUCCGCGUGAAGCGCGUUCACAUUUUGAAACUGACACCCCACAGCAACACGGUGGACUAUGUUUUGUCGCCCGCAACAGUCGCAACGGCACCACUGAGGUCGUCACACCCGGAGUUCUUCGUCUGUUGAUAUUUGAACGAUGCGUCACACGGUGAUCCGGUGGUUUUGCGAUUGAUCUAUUUGGUGAUGGUGUGCGGUUGAGUUUGUUCGGGUUAGCUGUUGUUUAUUAUUAUUGUACACGCACAUAAAUGGUACACAUGUAUAAAGGGAUUGAUGUUGUGUUUACUGUUGAACGAGAUAAUUACUGUUAAUUGAUACGUGUUACGGCUAAUAAAAAACUGUAAAGCUGGCCAACCUGGAGGAAUUACGGAUGCAACCGACGGCGACCGCGACCGUACCCCCGGGAGGUGGUGAUAUGGAAACGAUACAGUCGAUGGACUGGCUCUUCAAGAAGGAAAGGAUCUAUCUAUUGGCGCAGUUCUGGCAACAGAGGGCCACGUUAGCGGAAAAAGAAGUGGCCACCCUCAAGGAGCAACUGUCGAACCAGCAGCCGAGCUGCGAGAGCAAAGAGGGCUCGAACAUGGACAGCCAAAACUUCGAAUCGGAACUGGCGAACAAAGACAAGGAGAUCACACAGCUGACCGAGGAGAACCAGAGGCUGAAGGCGUGCCUGAGCAAGCUGCAGGAGACCUCGAUUGCACAGAUCACCAAGCUGGAGGAGGAGAACGAGCAGCACAAGCACAGAAUUGCCAGCUUGGAAAUUAGGCUGGACCAGCAAAAGGACUAUGACGAUUUGAAAAGAGAGCUUAGUUUGAGAAGGUCAGAUUCGGACAGAUCGACAGAGUUGGAGAAGAAGGAGACCAAGAACGAGAACGAAGGGGUAGUCGAAAGGACGUGUUCGACCCCCGGCCAAUUGAUCCCCCCCAGUUUCCAGAACGUGGAGAAGUUCGGUUCGAUGCUGGGGGAGGAGAUCGUCUCGCAUUGGAGACGGCACUUGGACGCCCGCACUAAUGAGAAAACUUCGUUGACAGAUUGUCCAAAGUCGGAGACGCCGAUAGCCGCCGACUCGACGGAGAAGAGCGCCGCCUCGACGCCGCAGCCCGGCGACGGGGACAACCAGCCCGAUCAGCUGGUCAACGGCAACCCCAAAACGCCCGAGGACAACAACAAUCACCAUGUCAGCAACAACAACAUCCCCAUCACACCCACCAUGUGCGUGGGCAACUUCCUGAGGAACGAGGACUUGAAGAGCCCGUACCGUUUCGAGGACCACAGGCCGUUCAGGUUUGCCGAGGAGCUGGGCAUGGCGCCCGGCUCCAUGGUGUCCAGACUGGGCGAGAGCCUCAUCCCCAAGGGGGACCCGAUGGAGGCCAAGCUGCAGGAGAUGCUGCGCUACAACAUGGACAAGUACGCCUCGCAGAACUUGGACACGCUGAACAUUGCCAGACGUGUCAGGGAGCUGCUCAGCAUCCACAACAUCGGACAGAGGCUGUUCGCCAAGUACAUCCUGGGGCUGUCCCAGGGGACGGUCAGCGAGCUGCUCUCCAAGCCCAAGCCUUGGGACAAGCUGACCGAGAAGGGCAGGGACAGCUACAGGAAGAUGCACGCCUGGGCCUGCGACGACAACGCCAUCAUGCUCCUCAAGAGUCUCAUCCCCAAGAAAGACAAUUUUUCAACAGGCAAAGAGACUGGCAUGCCCGCCUUUGGACAGACCGACCUUUCCGAAGAACGGAUAGCCCAUAUCUUGAACGAGGCGUCACAGUUCCAACAGAUGAAAACCGAAGACAGUCACAGCAACGAGGAUUCGAAAUCGCCGCACGGCUGUUCCAGUCCCUUCUCCAAAGACUCGUCGAUGAACAAACGAUUGAAAAAGUACGAAAACGACGACAUCUCGCAGGAGAAAGUGUUGAGGAUCUAUCAGGAAGAGCUGGCCAAACUUAUGGGCAGACGGAUGGAGGAGUCCAGAAAUCCCAGAGAGGCAUUCCAUGGUAUGUUUCUGCCCCAAUUUUUCAGUAGCAACCCAAUGGAUCGUACCCAAGAGGAGAUCCGCAUGGCCUUGGACGCCUACCAUCGUGAACUUGCCAAACUGAACCCAGGAGCGUCACCUCAAAUGCCCCUAGGUCUGCUAGCCCUGCAACAACAAGCCUUGGCCCAGCAUCAACAAUCAGUCUCCAACGGAGGCGUUCAAGAUCUGUCCAUCCCCAAGGACAAAAUGAAACUGAUGAACGGUCUUGAGGAGAAAGACAUCAAACAAGAGGACAUGAGACACUCGGGCAGCGCCUUCAGUUUGGUGCGACCGAAAAUCGAGCCAGGCACUCAAAACACAGGAUCCACUGCUUCCAGCCCGUUGGGCAACAACAUUCUACCCCCCAUGACGAGCGGGGAUGAAUUCACAGGAUCUGCUGCGGCCAGCCCGCUGCAAAGAAUGGCUUCCAUCACCAACUCGCUGAUCUCACAGCCUCCUGCGCAGCCGCAUCAUUCCACCUCGCAACGACCAUUGAAGGCCGUCCUUCCGCCAAUCACCCAACAGCAGUUCGAUCUCUACAACAAUCUGAACACCGAAGAUAUUGUCAAGAAGGUUAAGGAACAAUUGAGCCAGUACUCGAUCAGUCAGAGAUUGUUCGGCGAGAGUGUGUUGGGAUUGUCGCAAGGUUCCGUCAGUGAUUUAUUAGCCAGGCCGAAGCCCUGGCACAUGUUGACCCAAAAAGGCAGGGAACCCUUCAUCAGAAUGAAGAUGUUCCUUGAAGACGACAACGCAGUCCACAAACUGGUCGCCAGUCAGUACAAAAUAGCUCCUGAAAAGCUCAUGAGAACUGGAGGAUAUGGAGGAGCUUGCAGUACAACGAUCUCAAAACCCAUGCCUCCAACAACCAAGAUGCUGUCGGAAGCUGCAGGUCUCUUGAACAAGAUGCAAGAGACUCAAAGUCUCAUGCCAUCAUCCCUUCAGUUGGGACCGCCACAAAACAACAACCCACAACCGCCACCACCUCCUAUGUUACUAACACCACCCGGACUUCCCCCACAUCACGCCAUCAACUUGCAAAACCCUGACCAUCUGAAGAAAUCCAACGCCAGUCCUUUGGGAGUACCCCACUCGCCGAUGGGCCAGACACAAGGUGGCCUCAGGAACAUGCAACAACACAUGUCGCCCAGCGUCUACGAAAUGGCGGCCCUCACCCAAGACCUAGACACACAAGUGAUCACAACCAAAAUCAAAGAAGCCUUGUUGGCUAACAACAUUGGACAAAAAAUAUUCGGUGAAUGCGUCUUAGGCCUGUCACAGGGUUCAGUGAGCGAAUUGCUGAGCAAACCCAAGCCGUGGCACAUGUUGAGUAUCAAAGGCAGAGAACCGUUCAUCAGAAUGCAACUGUGGCUGAACGACGCCCACAACGUCGACAGGCUGCAAGCGUUGAAGAACGAAAGACGAGAGGCCAGCAAGAGGAGACGAUCCUCCGGCCCCGGCGCCCACGACAACAGCUCCGACACCUCUUCGAACGACACAUCCGAGUUCUACCACUCGAAUUCUCCCGGACCCGGACCACAAUCGGCCAAAAAGCAACGCGUGCUCUUCUCCGAGGAACAAAAGGAGGCGUUGAGACUCGCGUUCACUUUGGACCCAUACCCCAAUGUGGCGACGAUAGAAUUCCUGGCCAACGAACUGGGCCUGUCGAGCAGGACCAUAACCAACUGGUUCCACAAUCACAGAAUGCGUCUGAAACAACAGGUGCCCCACGGCAUGCCCUCGGACAUUCCGCCGAGAGAUCAGAGUGGAAGCAACGCACCCUUCGAUCCGGUACAGUUCCGACUGUUGCUCAAUCAGAGGCUCAUGGAGCUGAGCAAGGAGAGGAUGGGCUUGAGCGGCGUACCGCUGCCCUAUCCGCCAUACCUGACGGCCAACACGAACCUGGCCGCCCUGAUCAGUCGGGGGUUGUUGCCCACCGGUGACAUGGACUUGGCCGCCUUGAACAACGCGGUCAAGGAACAGAUGAGCGGCUUGGACUUGUCGAUGCCGUCGCUGAAGCGGGAGCCCAUGUACGACGAUGAGGAAGAUGUGGAAAGCAACGUGGGUUCAGAGGAUAGUAACAUGUCGACGGGUAGUUUGCACGGAGAAGUGAAGAUCGAACAGAGAGAGACUCCGAGGAGUGCGAACCAGGGGAGGUCGAGCAGGAGAAAACCUGUCGCUCCGCAGUGGGUGAAUCCCGACUGGCAGGAGGAUAAAGAUAAAACACCGACCGGUGACGAGGUGAUCAUAAACGGUGUGUGCGUCAUGCAGACUGAGGACUACGACAGAGGCAACUCCGAAGAGACGGUCCACGUCGAACCCACACCGGUGAACGACAGGUUCGACGACGACAGAUCCGACGCCUCGUCGGUAAGCGAGAAGCACGACGACAAAAAAAUGGAGGAAGAUGAGGUUGAGGACAGUGUGCAGAAACAGGAGGACAGUGAUAAACAGGUGAAACAGGAAGAGGAACAGGAACGGUGGGACUAUUAGUGCGCAGUGGAGAUAGAGUAAAAAAAGACUUCCAGCGGAAGAUUUGUUAUUGUUGUUUACUAUUUUCUGUUGUUUUGAGACGUGCAAUCAUUUAAGAGAUGGAACUGAAGGCCCACAAAACAUGUUUAAUUUAUUGUGAUUUUAUUGUACUAUGCGCCGGUUCGGUCCGGACUGUUUUUGCCAAAGUUUUGCGCGUGCGCAGCCACGCACUAGGACAAUCGUUUUUCUUUUUUUGUUCUUCGAAUGAUUUUUUUUGUAUUUAUAUUAUGUAGUUAUAAAUAAGACUGUUACCAUUUAUUGAUUAUAUAUAUUACAUUAAGCCUUUGUUUUUUGGCGAAUGUUGCAGAAAUGUUUUAAACAUUGUGAUAAACUUUUUUUUUAAUUUAAUUUGUCUCGUGCUUUCCAAGUUGAUUGUUGAUUAACGGCCAAAAUAUAUCACAUUAGUCCCAAAGUUUUUUUUAUUCUUUCUUUUUAUUUUGUACAUAUUCACACACUUCCUCUAGUCUAUAAUUUUUUUUAAUUAAUUAACUUUAACGAAGGGCAUAAUACAGCUGAUACCAUUUUUCUCAAAAUAAGGCCAGUACUGAUUAAUUGUUAAUUUAUUUCGCCGCUAAUUCUUAAGUGGUUUUUUUUAAUUUAUUUGGCUUGUCGAUCUCAAUUCACCCGGUAUUAAAAUAAAAAAACAAAACGUUAAAAAUUGUUAAAUAGCUUUAAUUUGACGUAAAAUAGAAUAAAUAACGUUACAUAUCGUUAAACAAUAAGUAAAUAAAAAAGAUUUUUGAAUCCAGCCAAAAUAAAUAUUUAUAAAUAUUACAAACACAAUCUUGCCAUAAAAUUAUAUAUCUGUUUAUCUUGGUUUUGAUUAUCUUGGUUUGAAUUUUUUGAAGACAUUGUUCUGUUGACACACAGAAGUUUUAGCGUUAAAAUUCUGGAUCUGAGUGCAAUAUUUGAGUAUAUUUUGGCGAUAUACCAAAAAAAAUUGUAAAUUCUUCCAUUUCAAUGUAUUUCGAGGACAUUGUAAAAUAAUACGUAAGCCCGGAGUUUCGGAAAACAUACGGAUUCGGGUACAUUAUUAGCAAAAUAUGUAUAAUAUGCACAUUUUUUGAAUAAAAACAUGCAUGUAGGAACAUAGUAUAGAUUUUUUUGCCGUAGAAGAAAAAAAAUGAUUAAAAAAGAAGGUUUUUAUCUGCAUUUUUCCGUUUCUGUUAUGUGAAAUAAACUUUCUAGGUACAGGAAAACAAAAAAAAAAACGCAACAUACGUAAUAUGACUCGUUGUUAAAUAGAAAAUUAUUCUUCCAAAAACAUUUUCGAGAUGUUACUCAAGAAAGUUUAUUUUUCGUUUUUAUUAUAUUUUAUAUUAUAGAAGAAUGAUACAAGAUAGAUCAUAGAUCUAAUUUUUUUAAUGUAAAUAUUUAUAUCAUAUCAAUUCUCCUUUUAAAAUUUCUAAAUUAAAGAAUUCUCUGUAUUUAAA